AUGAAGAAAAAUGAAAGUGUUCAAGGGAAGGAUUCACAUUCGAUCACAAAUGAAGAUACAAAAGUGGUAGAAAAUUUUGGCACUGCACCAAUAGAUUCUAUAGCCGCAUUCUCUCCUGGAAUGCAAGAAAGUGAUGGGAACAUGCAAUCUUCUUUCCAGACUGAAGCGUGUAAUUAUGCCAAGGGUAGAUGGGUUGCAGACAGCAGGCGGUCAUUGUAUUCUGGGUUGAAGUGUAAGCAGUGGUUAUCAGAAAUGUGGGCAUGUAGACUAACACAACGAACAGAUUUUUCUUUUGAGGGAUACCGAUGGAAGCCAAUGAAUUGUGAAAUGCCAGACUUUGAGCGCUCUACCUUCUUGAGAAGAAUGCAGGACAAAACAAUUGCUUUUAUAGGAGAUUCAUUGGGUCGACAGCAAUUCCAGUCUUUGAUGUGUAUGGCAAGUGGUGGUGAGGACAGCCCAGAAGUGCAGAAUGUCGGAAAGGAAUAUGGCCUUGUCAAACGUCGUGGAGCCAUCCGUCCUGAUGGCUGGGCUUAUCGAUUCCCGGACACUAAUACCACUAUCUUAUAUUACUGGUCAGCAAGCCUCUGCGAUCUGGUGCCCCUUAACAUCUCGGACAAAGCCAGUGAUAUUGCAAUGCAUCUGGAUCGUCCCCCAGCUUUCAUGAGACAAUUUCUUCAUCGCUUUGAUGUGCUUGUUCUUAAUACUGGGCAUCAUUGGAACAGGGGAAAGAUUAAUGGAAACCGGUGGGUAAUGUAUGUAGAUGGAAAGCCCAACGAAGAUAAGAAGCGUGCAGAAAUUGGGAAUGCCAAGAAUUUUACUGUGUAUAGUGUUGUCAGGUGGGUUGAUUCACAACUUCCAUCGCAUCCUCGCCUCAAAGCUUUCUUUCGGACUAUCUCACCGAGGCAUUUCUUUAACGGUGACUGGAAUACUGGGGGGUACCUGUGA
Prunus armeniaca (apricot) is the source of this 945-nucleotide messenger RNA. The record is from the annotation of a GenBank genome assembly. NCBI's taxonomy places the organism in Eukaryota, Viridiplantae, Streptophyta, Magnoliopsida, Rosales, Rosaceae.